CCUCUGACCUCUGACACAUACAGGAAAUGGAAAGCUGCAAGACCCGGAGAGAAAUACAUUUCAGUGAUUCUUCAAUUUGAAAAGGAAGAGCAGAUUCACAGUGUCAACAUUGGAAAUGAAGGCUCUGCUUUCAUUGAGGUCCUUGUGGGUCACUCCACAUCAGUGAAAGAUCAGGAUUUUGAGGUUUUGUUGGUCGCCUCGUCCUUCAUGUCACCUACAGAGAGUCGAAACGGCACAAACACAAACAGAGUUCGAUUCUUCAGUCAAAACCAGCUGGUGAAGGCCACAGCGCAGGAGAAAUGGGACUGUGUGAAGACUGUGUGCACGCAGCCUUACAGCAAGACUAUAGGAAGUUUGAGUUCAGUAAAGAGCGUCCGGAUGCUGCGGGUCCUCCAGCCCAAAAAGCCCAGUUCCUCCAGCUCCACUGAACCAAACAAGAACCAGCACAACUCCAACAUCCAGCACCAACGCUGUGCAUUUGCCAACACGCCCAAGUACAGUCAGGUGAAAGCUGCCAGAGGCGUCAUUGUCAGGAAAGAGUGGGUGCUGGACUGCCACAAACGAAAAGAGAAGAUUUCAUACAAACGAGUAUUUGUCGUGACGAGCGACAGUACACUCUAUCGAUCACUUGUUUUCUAUUUUCGGCAUCAUGCGGCAGAUGACAAGUCUGGUAUGGACACUGAAGAUGAGCUAAACAGAGUGGAGAUGGAGAACAGGAGGAAAAAAGGAACAAAGGAAAGUGUCGUCGACAUGAAAGAUGAAGAUCAGUAUGGCGGCUCUACUGAUGAGAACACAGAUGCUGAGGAAGAGGAGGAUAAACCCAUCCCUGAACUGCCAGACUUUUUAACAGGAAAAUGCUUCUAUCUCUACGGCAAGUUCCCUGACAACCAGAAAAGGCAACUUCAGCACUACUUUAAUGGGGCUGUUGAAGACUACGUGAGCGAGAAGGUCCAGUUUGUCGUCACCAGUCAAGGAUGGAACGAAUCAUUUGAGGAUGUUUUGAUGAAAAAUGGAAAUCUGAGCUUUGUGAUGCCGUCGUGGAUAUGCAUCAAUGACCGGCAGAAGAUGUUGCUAUAUCAGCCCUACACUGUUGUUCCUUGAGAGAGCUUUUUCAGUCACAUGAUUUCUUGCUUUUUGAGAGCAAACCGAUCGAUUGUAGCCUUGAGGUGAGCAGAGCUGAGACGUCUUACUGGAAAAGUUCAGCCACGAAUGAGAAUUCUGUCAUUAUUUACUCACCAUCAUAUCAUUCAAAACCUCCAAGACUUCCUUUCUUACUUGGAACUCAAAAAGAGAUGCUCUUUUCCAUAAGAUGGACAUUUUCAGUCUCCAAAUAGGACAAAAAGCAACAUAAAAGUAGCCCAUAUGACUUGUAGGCUAUACUUAAAGUCUUCUGAAGUCACACAAUAGCUUUUUAUGAGGAACAGACCUAAAUUUAAGUCGUCAAUAACUGAAAAUCUUACCGUCUACUAUGCUUCUUUUUUUUUUUUUUUUUUUACCGAAUUAAUCUCCAUCCACUUUCAUUAUAUGGUAAAAAGCAGACGUUUCCUUUUGUUUUUCACUGAAGAAAGAAAGUCGUGCAGGUUUGGAAUUAGGGAACGUAAAUCAUGACAGUAUGUAAAUUUUUGCGUUCAUUUUGACGUUGAGAAACAGCAGAAUCGAGUCCAAAGCACAGAGAUGAAAGACGCUUUGAUCCACAUUCAUUAACUCAAUCAGAAAGUGUUUUCAUCAAACUGUUAAUCAAGCUUUUAAAUAUUGAUUAGUAAACACUGAACCAGAAGCCCCUUUUGGAUCUGACUUCAGUCAUUAAAUAUGUAUUUUCACACAUUGUCAAUGAUUGAUUAGCAGAUCCAUAUUUUUAUUGGUACCGCUUAACCCUCAGCCGGAUAGGAGUGUUUUAGCAUCUGUAUGUGUGGUCUUUAUUAUUAAUAUUUGAUGAAUAUUCAAAAGAAUGCAUUAUUUAAAACAGUCUCAGGAAGCACCUGAAAUAAAUAAUGCUGUAAAAUGAGUUAGCUGCUUGUGAUGGGUAAACUAUCAUCGUUUUAUCUUUUUUUUUUAAAGUAGUCUAUUUUCUUGAAUGUCCUGAAAGUAUUUAAUAUCUUAUUGGAGAUGUUAUGCCCGUCGUUUGAAAUCUCUUUAUCGUGUGUUUCAGUGUUUAUGUAUUUGGUUUGUUUUCCCUUUUAAUGUCAUUAUUUGUUUGAUGUUCUGGUUUGAAGCGUUUCAUAAUAAAGGUUUGAAAAUACUUGCAUAUCCUGUUUAUGAAAUUAAGGUAAAUCGAGGUUUAUAUUGUGAAACCUUUGCAGUUUUAAUGAACACUUGCUCAAAACUCUAAUGCAAGAUUCCUAAAAUCAUGGAAAACCUGGAAAUAUCAGUGAAUUUGUUAAAAUUGUGCUUUCCAGGCCUUGGAAAACUCACGGAAAUGAGUGAUGUUUAAAAAAGUCAAUUUCUAUAGAGAAUACAGUGCUGUGAAAAAGUAUUUGCUGAUUUCUUCUGUUUUUGUGUAUAACUCAUUCUAAAUUGUUUCAAAACUUCAAAUAAAAUCUAACA
Molecule: messenger RNA, 2544 nt
Organism: Myxocyprinus asiaticus (Chinese sucker)
Lineage: Eukaryota; Metazoa; Chordata; Actinopteri; Cypriniformes; Catostomidae
Product: DNA repair protein XRCC1-like
Biological process (GO): base-excision repair; single strand break repair
Cellular component (GO): nucleus
Molecular function (GO): damaged DNA binding
Source: RefSeq, a predicted model, not a curated record